Molecule: messenger RNA, 2617 nt
Organism: Protopterus annectens (West African lungfish)
Lineage: Eukaryota; Metazoa; Chordata; Ceratodontiformes; Protopteridae
Gene: CDCA3
Product: cell division cycle associated 3
Source: RefSeq, a predicted model, not a curated record
AAUAAACUGCGUUUUAAGCGCCGUUGGAGUUAAACAGCUGUACCACGCCUGUUUUGUUUACAUGUGUGUAUUUUAAAACAAACUGACGAUACUAUCGUGGAUGGGUGGAGUCUUGGGUUCCUCGUAGUAAGUGUGGGCGCGUCUGGGCGCUGAGAUUGGUGGACGCGGUUAAUUUGAAAGAAAAUUUGUUUGAGGAAGGAUGAAUUGCUCGUGAUGCGCUGGCUUUUUAUUCGCUUGAAUCGCGUGCAGUUACUUUUUUAUCGGUUUUGGGGCGCGAGGAGGUCUGAGCACUGAUGUAACACAAGUACCAUAUGGAUGCACAGUACAUCAAAAAAAGCAUCGGGAUAUCCAACAAAAGUAGAACACCACCAUGUGGCCAUCAUACAAAGACAUUAUUUAAGAUAAAUCAUCCACUACUGACUUCUGAAGAAGCUGAACCUUUGUGAGAGCCAUUAAAUUAAAGUGAUGGGGUUAAAUGAAAGUAAGCUGCAGCAGCAAGAAACUCCCGUUAGACCUCUUGUCAACAAGCACCUUGCCAAUACUGCCGAUCCACGAUCUCCUACUGCAGGUAUUGUUAGGACACCGAUUGAGGUUGAAGGCACACCCAAAAGCAGUGAGGUAGAGGAGCAGUAUGAUGAGGAAGUGGUAUUGGGAAGAGUAGAGCUGCUCCAGGGCUCUGAUCCUCGUUCCCCUACGCCUGGAAUUGAAAGAACUCCUGUUAAGAGCACUUUGUCUGACAGUCUGAAUUGCUUGGUGAAACAACUGAGUGAGGUUUUUAUACGUGAAGGUGCUGAUCAGGAGUCCCUGACUGACCCCUUGCUUAGCUCAACAGAUGUAUUUACUAUAGAUCACCAGGACACGUUAUCCACAGAACUGAGGGAGCGUCACAUCGCAGACACAAGAACUUUGGAAGGUCGACCAGCACAUAAAGAAACUGAAACCUGUAGAAGAAGCGGCAAACUCAAGUCAAAGAAACAGACUUCAAAACUAAUUAUGGUUUCUUCAGGAAAUGGACGAUCACCUCUGAAAACUCUACAAGAAGAUAAUUCCCCGAGCACUGUACCUCUCAGACAAAUGAAGAAGUCCUUCAGCUUGGUUGAAUAUUCCAAUGAGCAACAGGAUGGAGGUCCAAGUCGGAGUCUUCUGAAGCCAGCCAGAUACAAGGAGAGCAUAACUGACAAAGAGAAUGAUCACUACACUAUCGUGGAGAACUGAAACAAGAGCUUUUUAGCAGAGGAGGUUUACCCCAACAACAGGGAGGGGCAUAUUUCUGGAAAUCAUGAAUAAUUUGCUGCUUUAACUCCAUGUACAAGUGGUGCCUUCUUUCACAUAUUUCAAAGCCCUGUCAUAUUGGUUUCAAUUCUUCCCGUCUUGUACAACCUUGUGACUUGCUGUCAGUGCAACAUCACUUUUGUGAAAAUUGCCUAGCCAACUGACAUGGUUACACUUUAAUACAGAGCUGUUUUACAGCCACUAAAAACGGAGUAUUCCUAAGUACAGGAGGCACUUCCUGGUAUGAAGAGGCAAUAAUAUGCAGCCAUGCUGCUGCUGGGAUGGUUGAAGAAAAGGGCAGUUGAUCUUUGAUUACAACACUAUUGGUAUUAACUUGUUUUGCCACUGCUUUCAUUGUGCUAAGAUGGGAUAUUUUGUGACGCUUUAUCGAAGACUGUGGUUCACUAUCCAAAAUGUGAGUUAUUCUGCCUAAGCUUUUCUGUUUCAGAUUUCUGUUCACAGAAAAUGUGAGAAUCCUAAUAUACAAUCUGUCAUUUUCGGUUUGACUUUCUUUGGAAAAUGUAUUCAAGCAUGGCUUUAGUUCUUCAGCACUGGUUAUUGCCAUUUAAGAAGACCCUCCCCCAGAUUGUGUUGUAAAAUAGGUGAUUUGCCCUCCCAAUGUACUCUGCCACACAUUGUCAGAUUGGUAACUCACUCUUCAGUGAAGAAUGCUCUUGUGGCUUCAGGUAUAGAGCAGAUGUGUUUUUUUCUUUUUACCUUGUUCCACAGGCCUUUUUGGCAUGCAACCUUUUGCCUCCAGGAGAAAGUUAAGUAUUUGCUGUGGUGCUGGUAAAUAUUUUCUUCCAAAGUAUAUGUGUGUGUUCUGUAUUGCAUAUCUUAUUUAGAGUUCCAGGUGAUUUCAGUAUGGAACUCCAUUACUAUCAUUUCAUUUAGAGGAUGGGUCUGUCAGUAAAUGGAUGAUGGCCUGGUUUCUGCCCUCCACGUAUCGGCUUUUCUGUUACACAGGCCAAUAGAUGAGUCGAGUUGACACCAAAGACCAUUCUCCCUCAUCUCAAUUGGACUGGCAAAGUUAAAUUACGUUUUUCUUUGAUAUAGUCUGUGCUUUGGCUUUGCAUUUACCAGUCAGUGUUACAGAAGAUGAAGAGUGGAUCUCCCUUUGUGCUGCUUUUGGCACACAAUGAAUUUGGACUCCUUUUCUGAUGUGCUGUUUUCUUUGUUAUUUUUGUUUCUCUCCUUUCUGCUUGUUUCUCUCCUUUCUGCUUCUGUUUUUAUGUAAUGUUUUGUUUAAUUUUAUAUUGCUGUACAUAUUUUAUUUUCUUUAGACUUGUGCUCUUUAAUGUCUAAUAUCAAAUAAAUUAAUUCUUUAAUAAAAGUGUUAAAUGUC